CGCGGAUUUAAUUGGUGACAUCGUCGUGCCAAGAUGAUGCUCCUCCGGCGGCGUGGCGGCGUCUUGGCCACGAUCCGAUCCAUGUCAACACGCUCGCUCUUGGAUAUCUAUCAAGAUGCCGUCGCAUCCAAAGAGAUUGUAGAAGAUCCUGUGCAACUGCAUGCUCUGCGUCAUUUGCAAGCUCUGCAAGAUCAACUGGUGGCGACACCACUUCCACCACCGCCUUCAGUCGUUGCUCCCGCAGACCGUUCUCCUUCUCUGUGGGAUCGAUUUCGAAGCACCGUAGCGCCGUCGAGCAGCGCGGCGUCGAAUCCACAACGUGGCAACGUGCCGAAAGGAGUGUAUUUGUAUGGAGGCGUCGGUUGUGGCAAGACCUUUCUCAUGGACAUGUUCUUCGACAACUUACCGCUGCAAAGCAAGCGCCGAGUCCAUUUCCACAAGUUCAUGUUGGAAGUGCACGCGAACAUGCACCAACUGCGCAAGGAGGGGCAUGUCGGCGACCCGAUUCCGCAUCUCACGGCCGAGCUCAUGCAAACAUCGCGUGUGCUUUGCUUUGACGAGUUCCAAGUUACCGAUGUCGCGGACGCGCUCAUCUUGCGGCGCCUCUUCUCGGCCAUGAUCGACGCGGGGAGCAUCGUCGUCGCCACGUCGAACCGACCUCCCACGGACCUGUACAACAACGGCAUCCAGCGCGAUUUGUUCGUGCCCUUUAUCGACCUUCUCCAAACAUCCUGCAUCGUGCACUCCCUCGAAGCAUCGUCGACGGACUAUCGCAAACUCAAGGGCCAGGCUCAACUCCACGAGAUGUACCGGCAUCCUCUCAACGACGCGAAUCACCGACUGUUUUACGAGUCAUUCAAGACACUGGCCAACAACGAAACCAUCCGCAGCAUGAAGCUCCGCACCCAAGGACGUGUCGUCGAUGUCCCCCACGCUGCACCCAAGCACAACGUGUGCUUGCUCUCGUUCACAGACGUGUGUGAUAAACCGCUGGGGGCCGCGGAUUACCUCGCGAUUGCAGAGGCCUUCCACACCGUGUUCCUCCAAGACAUUCCUCGCAUGCACGUCCAGUACGUCAACCAGACGCGCCGCUUUAUCACGUUUGUCGACUGCAUGUACGACAAAAAGGUGCAGCUGUACUGCCUCGCCGACGCGGCCCCGAACGAUCUCGUCGUCCCGGACGAAUCGACCAAGAACGUGAUCGACGAAGCGUUUGCGUUUGAUCGCACUGUGUCGCGGCUCCUGGAAAUGCAAUCGGAGAGCUACGGCACGCUGAGCGCCGCGAUGGACCUUCCGUCGACAACCCACCGCCUCGCUUUCCUACGCACGCUCCAGCCCAAGAAGCAGUUGAAUUACCUCGAUGUCAAGAGCCUCUGGGACAUGUACAAUCCAAAUCGAGGGGCCGAGUUGGAGCGCCAUGAGGUGCAAGUGCUCGUGGAAGAUAUCUUGGAGCUGCAAGACGGUGCACGCGGCGUCAACCCGGCGAGACUCGAGCCUCUCUUCUCGGUGCAGGAUUCGCUCGCGUUUGCUCGAUUUCAACGCUUGCUCACACAUACCGAGUCGGAUGCCAGUUGGUGGCAUCUUAGCCACGACUUGGAUGCCCGCGUCGCCCAACUCGACGACAAUGGCCAAGAAAAGGUGCCCCAGGAAGUCACAAACUGGGUCGUCUAGAUCGCCCUCGAUCCAGGGCCACUAGUAGAGUGAAGAUCGCAGGCGCAUGUGCCAGCGUCGACACGUGACAAAGGAUAACAUCCAUCGGACCUUUGCUUCAAUCUCC
This is a messenger RNA of Aphanomyces invadans, 1777 nucleotides long. RefSeq lists its product as hypothetical. Gene Ontology annotation, molecular function: ATP hydrolysis activity; ATP binding. Lineage: Eukaryota; Oomycota; Saprolegniomycetes; Saprolegniales; Verrucalvaceae. Gene Ontology annotation, cellular component: mitochondrion; cytoplasm. The transcript is spliced from 8 exons. The coding region runs from base 34 to 1671 and encodes 545 amino acids. The record is from RefSeq and is a predicted model, not a curated record.